Octodon degus (degu) is the source of this 3498-nucleotide messenger RNA. RefSeq names its product lipase H (gene Liph). The coding region runs from base 175 to 1530 and encodes 451 amino acids. The record is from RefSeq and is a predicted model, not a curated record. Gene Ontology annotation, biological process: lipid metabolic process. The transcript has 10 exons. NCBI's taxonomy places the organism in Eukaryota, Metazoa, Chordata, Mammalia, Rodentia, Octodontidae. Gene Ontology annotation, molecular function: carboxylic ester hydrolase activity; lipase activity.
GGAGGAGUCAGGAUCCUGGCCGGCUGGGACGGCAGCCUCUGGGGCAAUUCCUGCUGUCACCACACCUCUGGGUUAGGCGGCCAGCUCCGAGGCGCGCAGCCUGCCUGGAGCCCAAGGCGCUGCGGAGGGACCUCCUCUGCUCUGGGACAGUGACACGCGUGCCCCAGCUCCCACAUGCUCAGGUUCUGCGUGCUCCUCGCUCUGCCGUGCCUGGCCAGAUCAGAUGGAAAUGAAGGAUGCGCUACGUUCACCAGGCUGAGCUUCCACAGCGCAGUGGUUGGGACAGGGCUGGAUGUGAGGCUGAUGCUCCACACAGAGAAAGACCGGGCCUGCGCCCAGAUCAUCAACUCCACGGCCUUUGGGGACUUUAAUGUGACCAAGAGAACCACCUUCAUCAUCCAUGGAUUCAGGCCCACGGGUUCUGCUCCAGUUUGGAUGGGGGACUUGGUGGCAGGCUUGCUGGAUGUGGAAGACAUGAAUGUGGUGGUGGUGGACUGGAAUCGAGGAGCUACGACCGUUAUUUACCCCCACGCCUCUAGUAAGACCAAAAAAGUUGCCAUGGUCUUGAAGGAAUUUAUCGACCAGAUGUUGGUGAAAGGAGCAUCGCUUGGCAACAUUCACAUGAUUGGAGUAAGUUUAGGAGCCCACAUAUCUGGAUUUGUUGGAGAAAUGUACGCUGGGCAGCUGGGCCGGAUUACAGGUCUUGACCCUGCAGGCCCUUUAUUCAACGAGAAGCCUCCUGAGGACAGAUUAGAUCCUAGUGAUGCCCAGUUCGUGGACGUCAUCCACUCUGACAUCAAUGCACUGGGCUAUAAGGAACCACUGGGAAACAUAGACUUCUACCCAAAUGGAGGAUUAGAUCAACCUGGUUGUCCCAAAACAAUAUUUGGAGGUAUGCGGUAUUUCAAGUGCGACCACCAGAGGUCCGUGUACCUGUUCCUGGCUUCCCUGAGAAGAGACUGUGACGUCAUCGCGUAUCCCUGUGACUCCUACAGGGAUUACAGGAACGGCAAAUGCGUCAACUGUGGCACAGCGCACACGGAGCCCUGUCCCCUUGUGGGUUAUUAUGCUGAUCUCUGGAAAGGCUAUUCAAGGGGGAAGGGUCUUCAGUCGACGAAGGCGUUCUUUGACACGGCUGAGCAGAAGCCCUUCUGCAUAUAUCAUUACUUUGUGGAUAUUAUAUCUUGGAACAAGAAUGUAAGAAGAGGGUCCAUCACAAUCAAGUUGAGAGACAAAGACGGAAACACCACCGAGUCUAAAAUCGAUCAUGAACCGGCCGCGUUUCAGAAGUACCACCAAGUGAGCCUGCUGGCGAGAUUUAACCAAGAUCUGAACAGGGUGGCAGCAGUGUCCUUGGUGUUCUCCACAGGCUCUGUGCUGGGCCCCAAGUACAAGCUCAGGGUCAUCCGCGUGAAGCUGAGGUCCCUUGCGCAUCCGCACAGGCCGCAGCUGUGCCGCUAUGACCUUGUUCUGAUGGAAAAUGUGGAAACUGUCUUCCAGCCCAUUCCUUGCCCCAGACUGCAGCUGUAACUUCCUGGGGCCAGGGGCGACCAGUGCCAAGCAGGUGGCAUCUAUAUGCUGUCAGACCUUCACCUCUUCUUCACUGCUCCAAUGGCAUGGAAGAACUGGAGGUUAUUGCCAGCGGUGUCCUAGGAAUGUCACACUGUCAAACGUCAAGUGACCUUGUGGUUAUGAAAGAAUCCCGGGAAAGCAGCCCCUAACUAGGGCAAGUCUGAAACAGCCGGGAGCUUUGUCUGUGGCAUCCCAGGACCUCAUUUGUUCUGACUUGUCACUUCUCUGCAUGUCACCGGUGCUGCUGUUUCUCAAGCCUGCGGGUUGAGCAUCUGAAAGGGAAGGGUGGCUGCGGCCACACUGUGGACUCCCACGCCCUGUGCCAGAUUUCCCACACACAGCAGGGAGUGGAACAGACCUACCUUGCUGGGCUGCUGCGGACUCAGGGGGCACCUGUGGAAGGUCUCUGUGAAACCCCAGGGGUGCCACACCUGGGGGGGGUGUGAUGGAUGUGAACAUGCUUUUGUUUUGAUAUGGCCGGCCAAGCUCUCCUGCUUAGACAGGACAGCCUUUCCCUGUGUCUCCCUGGGGCUGUUUGCUCUGAGGGGAGGAGGAAGGGAAGACACCACUCAUCCAAAUUCCCACCUUGGAGGGGUGGAAAGGGCUGACAACCCCUGGGACAUGGGGCGUGGAAGAGGGCAGUGGGGGCAGGGAAAGAACAGGCGGCAGGAGAGGAAGGUGAUUAUUAUUGUUUCGUUGUGGUGCAAGGAGUGGAACCCAGGGCCUCACGCAUGCUAGGGAUUGCUCUACUAGUACGCAUCACCCAGCCCAGUCACUUGAAGCAAUCCCUAAAUAAUAUUUAUUUUUCCCUACUGCCAGUGGAAUCCAGGAUUAUGGAAGGACAUUUGCAAUGCAUGGUGCACAGUGAAAAAGAAUGCUGUACAUAACUCCACCCAUUUGUUGAAAGGGGUCAAUGGGACGGUGCGGUCACUUGUUUGCUGAGAAUGGAAUUUGCACAGAUGGGUUGUUGGGGGCAUCUGAAGCCUCCAGGUGGAGGAAUUGUUCGGUGUCCCAGGAAGAAGGUAUGAUGUGUGAAUCUGGAAUGACAGCGACAGCCAAGGCCCCUGAGAGUGGCGGCCAAGGAGGCUGGAAUGGAGGAUGGUCCCUGGGGCCAGAGGUCUAGGGUCUGGAACUGUGUGGUGUCACACCUCCUCUGAGUGACUUCUACUGCUUUCUGUGAAAACAACCCUUCUUGUAACUGAACAGAUGAUUUCAUAAACGUAGACGUCCGUGUGUGUCAUGUGUUGGCAGAUUGUCUUCUGUACCGAAGACAGUGCUGGCUUUAGAGAGGGGGCGACAAGCUCUGAAUGGAACAAAGCUCUGUGGCGGGUUCUCUGGCACGUGGACAGCCCGCCACCCCACCACCUCCUUCCCUGACUGCACAGCACUUGUGGGGGGAGAUCAGCAUGCUGUGGGGUCCUGACCUGUUUUUAGUUUUGUGGCUCCUGUGUUUUGAUGAGCAUGGUCAUUUUUUGUCCUCUUCCCCUUAACCCCAAAUAGGGGGCUCAAACAGCAGCAAGGAGUGCAGAAUUUCAUGCAUUUUUUUUUAACUUGAUGGGCCACAGUCCUGGCCCAGUGGCUGCCUCACUGUGGGAAGGACUGGAUGCGUGGGUGGGGAGCAGAUGGAGGGGUGAAGGGCAGACUGCUUAUGGAGUGGAAAUGCAUUUCGGGGAAUUUCAGGUAAUAGCCCUUGAAGUGGGAGUGGCCACUACGGCCUUCUCGAUCUUCUCUUGGCCUCUGCCUCCUGCUGCCUGGCUCUCCUGUGUACAUCCAAAUCCCAAGCCCAGGGCUGGGUUCCACUGCAGCCGACCCCUUCCUUCCCCACAUUGGGGUUCUAGCUUUGUCACCUUCUUGGGGGUCCUCUCACUGUCCUCCCCAGUGCAAUUUUAAAGUCUUCUUUACAUUUCUUUCUGUGCACAAACAAGG